This is a messenger RNA of Lactuca sativa (garden lettuce), 1566 nucleotides long. NCBI's taxonomy places the organism in Eukaryota, Viridiplantae, Streptophyta, Magnoliopsida, Asterales, Asteraceae. The record is from RefSeq and is a predicted model, not a curated record.
AUGAGUCUCAAAAAUGAUAUCAUCAAUGAUGGUAUAAGAAACAUGAGAAGGGGUGUUAGAGGUAAACAAGAAUAUAAUGAACUAAAAAAAGGACAUUGGAGGCCUGCGGAGGAUGCAAUACUAGCAAAGUAUGUGAUGAAAAAUGGUGAAAGCAAUUGGAACGAUCUUCAACGAAAGGGUUUAUUGAUGAGAUGCGGGCAAAGUUGUAGGCUUCGAUGGGUUAACCAUUUAAGGUCUAAUAUCAAGAAAGGGGCUUUUACUCUGGAAGAAAAAAGUAGGAUCGUAAGACUCCAUGCAGAAUACGGCAAUAGAUGGUCAUUUAUUGCUCUUCACCUUCCAGGACGAACAGAUAACGAGAUAAAAAAUUACUGGUACGCCAGGUUUAAAAGACGAGUUCGUAAUGGAUUACCUGUUUACCCUCCUGGAAUUCAUCAACAUAUCAAGCGUCGAGAAUUUUUCCAUCUGCAACCAAAAAAACCUCCACAGAGCCAAAAACAACUUUAUAUUUCAUCAUCAUCAUCAUCAUCAUCAUUCCUUGAAAAUCUUGAUUUCAACCCAAGCAUAUCUUCAUUAUCUUCCUCAUAUGUAGAACACCCUAGUUUCAAUUGCAUCCCCACUUCAACAUCUUUUUUGCAUCAAACAAACAUGGCCGCUUCAUCAUUAUCAUCCUUAGUUCAGGCAAACCCUGAUUACAAUCACUUUGACUUUAUGUCUCUAAUGGACCCAAUGAGCUACCCAUUUCUACUUAAUUCUUCAUAUCACCUUGAUUUCAUGCCUUAUUCCAACCUUGAUAAUUAUAAGAAUGAUGGUCUCACCUUUACAAUGCCACCCCCUCAAAACCUAUCUCUUUCGAGCUCACCUUAUAUGCCUCUAUUUGAUAAAACCCGACAAAUCACUUCAUUAGGCAUGAAUCCUAUCUCUCAAAUGGAUGAAGCUUUUUCCUCUAAAAAUUUUGAACUAUAUAUACCUUCAAUCCGUUCAUCUGUUCCAUCAAUUACACCAACUUACUCUUCAACUAACAUGAAUAAUGUGAAUUGUGAUACAGUAUCUGUACCAAAUGGUAGUUACAUGACAUCUAUGGAUGCCUCAAGCUCUAGAUUUUCAUUAAUCGAUAUGGGACUUAAAUCGCAAGCAAAAUUUUUUAAGGAUUUAAACAUGAUGAACAAUGAUAGUUGCAGCUGGCUAGAAAUCCCACCAAAUAGACCCCCUAAAGAACUAGAAGAAUUUUUGGAUGAUUCAUAUACCAAACCACCCAAUCCUUCAACUGGCAUAAUUUUUGAAUCAAUAGACAACCUACAGAGUGAAGUUCUGUGCUCUUAUGUUUCUUUACCAAAUGGUAAUGAUAUGACAUUUAUGGAUGACUUCAACUCUGGCUUUUUACCAAAUGAUAUGGAAGUCAAAUCCAAAAAUAAUGAUUUUGAGGGUGUCAACAUGAUGAUCAACGAUAACUGGUGUAACUGGAGUUGGCUAGACUUCCCACCAAUUGGACCUCCUAAUCAUCUGAAUCAAGAUAACAAUGAUGCAAUCAACCCAAUGGAACAAAGCCAGGACUGGUCUCCAGGUUAA